Messenger RNA from Dreissena polymorpha, 1779 nucleotides. RefSeq names its product succinate dehydrogenase cytochrome b560 subunit, mitochondrial-like. NCBI's taxonomy places the organism in Eukaryota, Metazoa, Mollusca, Bivalvia, Myida, Dreissenidae. Gene Ontology annotation, biological process: tricarboxylic acid cycle; mitochondrial electron transport, succinate to ubiquinone. The record is from RefSeq and is a predicted model, not a curated record. Gene Ontology annotation, cellular component: membrane. Gene Ontology annotation, molecular function: succinate dehydrogenase activity; electron transfer activity. Bases 61 to 639 code for a protein of 192 amino acids. The transcript has 6 exons.
CUGCGAAUCAAAAUGUAAAAUUAAUAGUAAAUACCCGUUAUGUAACUUUGGUUGGAGGUCAUGUCAACACGACAUUACAAUUUAGAACUUAGAAGUUGUCUUGUUUCUGAUUUUAUAAUGUUGAUUUUCAGGCUUGGACUAAAUAACCAACAGCUGUUUGGAAGGUUGGCGUGCCUUCAAAAAUGUGUGGUUCCCUGUACAUCAGCAUCCACAUCAGCUGAGAAAGCUGGGACGAAGAUGGACAAGUAUUGGAAGAAAAACAGUCAAAGAAACAGACCACUUUCACCACAUCUUAGUAUAUACAAAUAUCAUAUCCCUAUGAUGUUGUCGAUAUCAAAUAGAAUCACGGCCAGUAUUGUCACAGGAGCUUUCUUUGCUGCGCCCAUGAUCUACCUGUUCGGCACAAAGGAUUUCGCGGGUUAUUAUGCACUUCUACAGAACUCUGGUCCAUUAGUUCAGAGUGGGGUUACAUUUGCCAAGCUGAACCUGGCUUUCUGCUUCAGUUUUUAUUUCUGGGCCAGCAUAAGACAUUUUGUAUGGGACACAGGAAAGGGCUACUCGACUGAGCAGCUUUACCAGACCGGCUAUGCCUUGCUAGCAGCUACACUCCUCACAACGGCUGGGCUUAUGUGUCUGUAACCUAGGAAUAUUGCUCAAGACUUUGUGGAGAUAAUUUUCACCCUAUCAGUCUUUGCCAUGACUAUGAGAUACGGAAAUUUAAUGUGGUCUAGAACAGUAGAAAUCAGAUAUGUGUACAUAAUGAGACGUGUUCUUGGAAAACUGGGAUUCAUGCAUGACCGUAAAGUGUCGUCCCAGAAUAGCCUUUGCAGUGCGCACAGGCUAAUCAGGGACAUCUCUUUCCGUCUUAAUUGGUUAUCCCUAAAAAGAGGCCUCCUUAUGAAAAUGCAAUUAAAGUGGAGAGAUGAUUAUCGUGUAAAGAGUAACAAGCUAACCUGUGAUGGCACUUUAUAUGCAUUGAUUGGACCACUUUAUAUGCAUUGAUUGGACCACUUUAUAUGCAUUGAUUAGACCACUUUAUAUGCAUUGAUUAGACCACUUUAUAUGCAUUGAUUAGACCACUUUAUAUGCAUUGAUUAGACCACUUUAUAUGCAUUGAUUAGACCACUUUAUAUGCAUUGAUUAGACCACUUUAUAUGCAUUGAUUAGACCACUUUAUAUGCAUUGAUUAGACCACUUUAUAUGCAUUGAUUAGACCACGUUAUAUGCAUUGAUUAGCCAAGUAUUCCCAGAGCAAGGUUUUUAUGAUGGUCAGGCUAGCAAAUAUUUAACAUGAUGAUUACCAGUUUUACUUAUAAUUAUUUGGGUUAGUGGAUUAAAAUAAUGAAUUUAAACAUUGUAUUAUUUGAAAUCUGUAUAAUAUUAUGUUAUAUUUUAUUGGCACCAAAUGUAAACGGUUAUAUUUUCUUAUUUGUUUAUAUGAAUUUAUGCUUGCAUUUUCAUAUAUUAUUAUUUGAUUUAUACAUACCGGUAAUUUUCAAUUUGUCUCUACACUGAUAUUAUUUUUUUAUUGAUGUACUUGUUUAUGGUUAUGGCAACUAAAUCUCGUGAUAAUAUCUUGUACAAAAAUUGCAUAGAGCAAUUUUGUAGCACAAGUAUUGCAUUUUACAAAUUUGCUGACAUUCAUUCAGGGAGUAUACAUGCUAUACAUAUUGUCACAUACCUCUUUGUUUAUUUACUUGAUGCCUAUGAGUCAGUAUUACAGAGAUAAUAUUAUUUAUAGUACAAGUGAAUGUUUGAACCAUAUAAAGUUGUUAGGUA